ACGUUUCCCUAGCUCUUCUUCACAAAAAAUAAAAACUGCAAAACAAACAACAAACAACAAGAAAACUAACAAAUUCAAAUAUUUGCUUUAAUCUUUGUUCGCAUUUUCGUUGUCGCUGCCGCAGAUGCGUUUGCAUUUAAUUUCCGCCUGGCGAAUUUGGCCGAAAAACUAAAUGUCGCAGUGCAAAUGAGAAUGCUGGCUGGGCAGCAGCAGGAGGUUCGCCGUAGAUUGUCAAGCCAAGCCGGACAGCCGGAAAAUUAUUCCGGGACUGGUGGCAGCCCACACGGCGUAUGCGUAACGAGAGAACGAAACAGAAAGUGAUGCGUAAUUUGCGGGCCCAACACAUAAAAAUCCAAAUGAAAAGUAACGAAACCGAAAUCGAAUUCAGUGCAAGGAGCAACAACAAAAUAUAACCCACAAUCACUUAGCAGCUCUAUAAUAAUUAAGAAUCACAAAAAAGAAACAAAAUGAAAAAUAUUUGUAAUUAGUUUAAAAGCAAUGUAGGGAGAAAACCAAUGCGAGUGCAGAACGAGAGUACAAAACACAGCAAACGGCAGCCAAAUGAAGGAGAAUAAUUCAAAUCAAGUAAAACUUCAACCACAAGCAACUAGCAGAAUAAGCAGCAACUACUGAACCCCCUCUAUAUAUAUAUAUAUAUAUAUAUUGACCAGCAUAUAUAUAGCGUUAGCAGAGCAACAAUCUAGCUAGUAGUCGCCAUGCAUGGACAUCACAACCACAACCAUCUGCAACAGCAGCAACCGCAAAAUCCACAGGAGCAGCAGCCAGGAGCCAUCAUGAAGGCAGCCAACCAGCCCCACCAUCCCGCCCACAGCCAUCCUCUCAACCACCCACAUCCGCACCAGCAUCAGCAUCAGCAUCCCCAUGCCCAUGCCCAGCCACAUCCGCAUCCCCACCCGCAUCCGCAUCCGAACCACAAGCUGUCGGCGAGAAGGGCGCGCAGUCGCAGUCGAAGUCGCAGUCCGACGCCGGAUGGCAACCAGGAUUACGAUGUGACCAGGAUGCGGGAGGAGGACUUCCAGCGGCUGGCCGUCUAUCUGGUGCCGGAUGUCCAGGCGGAGCGGGGACUUCCGAAUCGGGCGGACAAGACGCUGCCGCGCAGCCUGACACUCAAGUCAUCCAUGGUCUACUCAACGCCAAAUGUUAAGACUGAAGGAGUUUGGAGCAGCGGGGUCAUCCCACGUGGCACUCGCUUUGGCCCAUUCGAAGGCAUUCCAACCUCAAACUAUCCGAAUGAUAAGAAUAAGGCGCGCUAUUUCUGGCGGGUGCAGGGAACACGCCACAUAACCUACGGGAAUAUUAAGAUCUUCAAGGACGAUGACUACUAUUAUCUGGAUGGCUCCGACCGUUCGCAAUCCAAUUGGAUGCGCUAUGUGGCAUCCGCCUACAGUUUGUCCGUGAUGAAUCUGGUGGCGUGCCAGCACCAGGAGAACAUCUACUUCUACACCACCCGCGACAUUCUGCCCAACGAGGAGCUGAUGGUGUGGUACUGCAAGGACUUCGCCAGUCGCCUCGGCUACGAUGUGGAUCCCGAGACGACGAUCUUCGGGGCCUGCAAGCAGGCGGUGGAGGCGGAGGAGGAGGUGGACGAGGAGGAAGAGCAGGAGGUGGCGGCGGCGGCGGAGCGGGAAGCUGAGGGUGAGGGGGAAGAGGGUAAGCCGCGGUACUCGAUGCCUGCCCCGGAAAUUCCCGCCGACGUGGCCGUGAGUCACAUCACCUACGUGAUGGGUCUCCAUUUGCCCGUGGGUGCAGCAAAUGGCCAGGCGAAUGGCGCUGGUUCCGUUUCCGUUUCCAGUGCCACGCCACCGCCCCCGCCUGCCACACAAUGCUGCCGCCGUUCCAGCCCGCCCGCCCACGUCAGCACCACCACCUCCUCCUGCCACUCCCACCACCCGCACAUCCAUCACGGCCGCCACGCCUCCGUGAUCAUUGGCCAAGAUCGAUCGCCUCUGGCCAGCAGCGACAAGGAUACGGCGGGUUCACCGCUGUCCGGCCUGGACCAUCAGAUGACCCCCCAGGACGGCAGCGUGCGGUCGGUGAGGUCGGAUGAGGGCUACCACAGCAACGAGUGCCACGAGGAUGGACUCACGCCACCCGAGGACUCCAGCGACAGCGAGAGCGAGCACAACUAUGUGCUGGACUGCUCGAAGAAGGCCAUCGCGCCCAAGGAGACAGUGAUUGCUCAGGCCCAGAAGCCGGGCAGUGCGCCACCUGUGGCCGUGGUCAUGGCCAACACCACAACCAACCCCAUGAACAGCCACGGCUCACCCACGGCCACGCCCAUUUGUGAGGCGGACAAGAACGAGUACAGGAAGUUCAAGGUCAAGAUGCCGCUGAAAUACGAGUUCAAGAACAAGAGCUGCGUGAAGCAGGAGCCGAUCAUGAAGGAGGUGGACCAGGAGAUGUCGCUGCCGCCGGAGGAAGAGGAGGAGGAGCAGGCGAUGCACCCGGAACCCGAUUCCAUCUGCCCCUCGACCACCACCCACCUGGGCGAUGAGCAUAUGCUGAUGAUGGAGAGGGAGCGGGAAAGGGAGAGGGAGCGAGAGAGGGAGAGGAUCCAAGAACGUGAACAAUCCAAUCAGCAACCCGCCUCCUCGACGGUCAUCGUACUGGAACACAAUUCCGGCGGUCAGACCCGCACCAUUGUCCCACUGAGUAAGCCCUACUACGAGCCCGAUCCGCCGGGAGAACGAUACAUGCGGUUUGGCCAGCCCUCCUCGAGCAUCCUGGAGUCCAUCCUCACCAGCCAGCACCGCCUGGAGGCGGCAGCAGCGGCAGCGAAUGCCUGUCGUCAGGCCAAUGCGGCCACACCGCCGCCCACCUCGCCCACGGAGAUGGCCUACAGCUACAAGAAGUCCCAGCGUUACGGCAAUGCCGUCAGUCCCGACAGCAGCUCCAAUCUUGGCCAGAACCCCGAGCAGCUGUCCGCGUCGGCCGGCGGGGUGGUCGGCGAUCAGGAGAUGUCCCGGGCCACGCUGAUCAAGGGCGAAUGCUCACCGCCGCCGCCCAGCCACCAUCAUCACAACGUGAUCUUCUCGCCCUCGAGGCAUGCCGCCUAUCUGGGCGCUGGCGAGGCGGGUGGCCAUUCGCCCAGUCCCGGCUAUCCGGGGUAUCCCCAUUACGGAGCAGCGGCCACCUCGACCUUCCACUCGCCGCCACACAGCUCCCAUUCCCCCUUCGACCGCCAGUCGAAUGCCUCCAGUGGAGCGGGCUCGGCCUCCAAUCUGCAUUUGCUGCAGACCAGCACCCAGAUGCUGAACCAUCCGCUGAUGCAGCCCCUCACCCCGCUGCAGCGUCUGUCGCCGCUGAGGAUCUCACCGCCCAGCAGCCUGAGUCCCGACGGCAACUCGUGUCCCCGCAGCGGCAGUCCCCUCAGUCCCAACUCGCUGGCCUCGCGCGGCUACCGAUCGCUGCCCUAUCCGCUCAAGAAGAAGGACGGCAAGAUGCACUACGAGUGCAACGUGUGCUGCAAGACCUUCGGGCAGCUGAGCAACCUCAAGGUCCACCUGCGCACCCAUUCCGGCGAACGGCCCUUCAAGUGCAACGUGUGCACGAAGAGCUUCACCCAGCUGGCGCACCUGCAGAAGCACCACCUGGUGCACACGGGCGAGAAACCGCACCAGUGCGACAUCUGCAAGAAGCGCUUCUCGAGCACCUCCAACCUGAAGACCCAUCUGCGGCUGCACAGUGGCCAAAAGCCCUACGCCUGCGAUCUCUGUCCGCAGAAGUUCACCCAGUUUGUGCACCUGAAGCUGCACAAGCGUUUGCACACCAACGACCGGCCCUAUGUGUGCCAGGGCUGCGACAAGAAGUACAUCAGUGCAUCGGGACUGAGGACUCACUGGAAGACCACCAGCUGCAAGCCCAACAAUCUGGAGGAGGAGCUGGCCAUGGCAGCAGCGGCCACUUCGGAGUGUUUGGAUAAGGACCAUCCCGAACCGGACUCCCGGGAAGCCUACGAGCAACUGACUCAGCACAUGCAUCCCGCUGUGCAUCCGGGCUUGAGGCAUCUACCCAAUGGCGGUCAGUCGCCGCCCCGUUUGAUACCCCUGGGCAGCCACAUGGCGCCGCAACAGCAGCAGCACCAGCAACAGUCGCAUCAGCAACAUCAGCAGCAGCAGCAGCAGCAGCAGCAGGGAGUGCCACCGCCCCAUUUGCUGAUGGCCCAACACUCGGUGGGUCCGGCACCCAUGCUGCUGACCACCGCCAGCCAGUUGCCACCACCGCCGCCGCACCACCAGCAGUCGUCGCCCAGCCGUCUGCUGCAACAUGGCCAUCCACAUGCCUUGCAGAUGCAACAGCAGCAACAGCAGCAGCAACACUCGCCCAAGGGACUGAAAUCCCUGCCAGAAACGGGCGUGUAUCUGCAUGGCCAGCAUGUGCAGGCGCAGGAGAGCAGACCUUCGGUCAUCGAGUCCUCCAACCAGCCCAUGAUCAUCGAGUGCACGUAGGGCAUCGGUAUACACCGUAGUGUAGAGUAAAAGAAGGAGCAGCUGCAGACCAGAGGAAGUGAUGGAAUCCAAGUGCAAUAAAAUCAAAUAGAGUUAAGAACAGACAGGCAGACAGACAGACAGACGACGUCCCCAAGAAAACGUUAAGGAAAACGAAAACGGAAAAAAGAAAACACAGCACAAGUAAACGUAAUGGUAUUAUUAUAUAGUUGUAUAUAGUUAAAGAUCCCACGUAAAUUUUUGAUCCCCCUAUCCCACCCCCCCGCCCCCUGAAAUUGAAAACUCAUUUUCGCGCUAUGAAAACUAGAUCUCACCAAUUGGCAAACCCCAGAAUUCUUCUUCUCAUCAUUAUCAGCAUGGCAGGAGAGCACUAAAGGCAUAUUAUUUUUGAUAAAUAUUUUAUAUAUAUACACACCGUACAUAUAAAGGACGUGAAAAUUGUUUAACACAGAAAGCGAUUGUUAAUGGGGUAAUAAAUGGAGCCGGCAGCAGGAGAGAAUUUUUACGGAAAACUGAGAACGAACGAGAGGAAAUGCAUUUAGAUUUGACUUUCAAUGAUUUUCCAGUUCUGAUUUGUUCUCUCACCCUCUCUGUUUGUUUGUUUGUUUGCUUGUUUGUUUGUUGAGGCGCGCACCUGUAGCAGUAGAUUACACAGUUAGAAGUUAAACAAAACAAAAAAAACAUAUAUAAGGAUACAUUACUCAUACAAUACAUAGAUUCAAGUUGCCUUAUUUGAAUUUCGUUAGCACUGAAACCCGCGGAAAAGAACAGUAACCGAAAACAUUUGCUUAGAGUCGAUCAUCUCUGUACGAUAGGAACAGAUCUGAAAAGCUAAUAUACGUAUUUUAUAUAUGGAUAUAUCAUUAUUAUACAUAUAUAUUUAUAUAUUUAUAUGUAUUUUAUUAAAUAUACACAACCGGAACAGCAGCAACAAACAAAUGAUAGCAAAACUGUACAUAGAAGGAAAUCUUAUUUCGGCAUCUGUUGAACUAGUAUCGCCUAGCUAUUUAAAAUUACAUAGACCUCUAGGGAUUACCAUUACCACAUUACCAUUAUCAUUAUUAUGAUUACUAUGAUUAUUACGAAAAACAAAAACUUAUAAAAACUAAGCAAGAAACGAAAAACAAAAAACGUAAAGAAAACUUAGCUGAAAAAUCGGUGCUUUUGACUGUUUCCAUUUGUCCACAUUUACAUUUACGAUUGUAUUUGUAUUUUGAAACACAUGAAUUAUAUUGUAAACCACACUAAACAUAUAUAAAAUAUAUACACGUUAGUAUAACACUCUAGGAUAUUUCCCCCAAACUACUUUUGCGCCUUAAUCAUUCAACCUUCCUCCAACUCCAAAUUCCAACUCCUUUAACCACAAACAAAAAAACCGAAUCCAAAAAAUUUGCUCGUAUUGUACUUUACCAAAAUUACGCUCUCAAUUAGUCUUCGUUUUCGUCUGAAUAUUAUAUAUGAGAAAUCUUUAGCUAAACUUAAGCUUAUAAUCUUAAUGAGGCUGACUAGCUUUAAGUAUCUAUAUAAAUCUAUUUAGCGCAUAUUAAUAAAACUAGCCAUUAAGGUCUGUAAAUUAAAGGCUGAGCCCAGUGCUCGGCUUCGAUCUGUAAGACACAACACCAA
This is a messenger RNA of Drosophila elegans, 6092 nucleotides long. RefSeq lists its product as uncharacterized. NCBI's taxonomy places the organism in Eukaryota, Metazoa, Arthropoda, Insecta, Diptera, Drosophilidae. The record is from RefSeq and is a predicted model, not a curated record. Gene Ontology annotation, molecular function: RNA polymerase II cis-regulatory region sequence-specific DNA binding; DNA-binding transcription repressor activity, RNA polymerase II-specific; histone deacetylase binding. The transcript has 6 exons. Gene Ontology annotation, biological process: cell fate commitment; regulation of transcription by RNA polymerase II. Gene Ontology annotation, cellular component: nucleus; cytoplasm. Bases 717 to 4469 code for a protein of 1250 amino acids.